Molecule: messenger RNA, 2334 nt
Organism: Debaryomyces hansenii CBS767
Lineage: Eukaryota; Fungi; Ascomycota; Pichiomycetes; Serinales; Debaryomycetaceae
Gene: PRP39
Product: Prp39p
Exons: 1
Coding region: 1-2334 (777 amino acids)
Biological process (GO): RNA processing; mRNA 5'-splice site recognition
Cellular component (GO): commitment complex; U1 snRNP; U2-type prespliceosome
Molecular function (GO): protein binding
Source: RefSeq, a predicted model, not a curated record
AUGUUUAGCAGGACUUUUAGGUUACCGUCUGACUGUAUAGAAAGGUCGAGCGGAUUGGGAAGUUCAGUGACUGAAUCUCAAUCGUUGUCUCAGGAAGAUAAUCCACCUGCUAAUCAAGACGCUGAGAAAUUAUCGACAAAGAUAUCAUCUAAAAUUUCACAAUCAGACCCGUGGCAGUUGUUAGAAGAGGAAAUUAUUCAAAAUCCAAAUGAUAUCACUAAAUGGGACUUGUUAUUCAAAUCUUUUGAUGAGAAAUUUGAAGAACUAUACGAUGAACAAAAUAAAGAAAGCAUAAGUGAUGAGUUCAAAAAGUAUGUCCAUCGAAGCUACUCCGAUUUAUUGCAAAGAUUUCCGUAUUUGAAUAACUACUGGAAGAAUUUUCUGAUAUUUGAAUAUAAGUUGAAUGGAGCUGAUGCUUCUAUUGAUGUUUUGAGUAAAUCGGUGAAUAAUUUCCCACAUUCUAUUGACUUAUGGAGCGACUAUAUGAGUGCCCUAAUUACUCAAUAUGAAGGCACGCCUGAAGCUUCUAGACAACAAGAACAAAUAAACUUCAUAAGAGCACAGUUUGACAAGGCACUUACAUAUAAUGGACAACAGUUUUUAUCACAUCCAUUGUGGGAUAAGCUUUUUGAAUUCGAAACGUCACUAAACGUUGACGACGAAGAAACGAGUAGAGAAAUAUUUUUUACUUGCUUGAAAGUUGUUAGAAUUCCCUUGUAUCAAUAUGCACAAUACUACAAGAAGUUUGUGGAAAUUAAUAAGAAAUUUUCAAUCAACGAUGUAUUCUCGAUGGAACAAGAUAAGGAUUUGUUAAUCGAGGAAUAUUUGAAGAGAUUCAAUAAAGGCUCUGUUGAAGAAUUUUCGUUAAUUGAAGAGCAUCAAAUUAUUGAUGAUUAUUCAUACAAGAUUUUUACAAAGACUCAAGCCAAAGUGAAUGAAAAGUGGAAAUAUGAAUCAGCUCUAGCAAUAACUGAAUUUUCAUUACAAAAUUAUAGCCAAAUUGAGGAGGAAUCAGAGAAAUGGAUAAAUUAUUUGAAUUAUGAAAUUGAAAAUUACAGAUCAUUGGAUACUGAAAAUAAAGAUAAAAUAAUUCAAUAUGAAUAUGCUGUCAAUAUUUUUGAAAGAGCUCUCAUUCCACUUUGCUUAAAUAGUAAAAUUUGGUUGAAAUAUUUGGCAUUUAUAAAUACCCUGCAUCUUGAAAACGAAGAAAAGUAUGAUAAAAUGAAAGCUAUUUAUGAUUUGGCAAUUAAUAGAUUUAUUCCAUUAGACGACAAUUACAUCCGAUUCAGCUACGGAAUCUUCUUCAUGAAGUAUGAUAAAUUUGAGCUAAGUAAUGAAUUAUUCUUUGAUCUUAUAAAAUUGUUUGGCGGUUUGGGAAGUUCGAAGGUAUAUCAAAAAGAUGAUUAUUUAGAAGCUGUUAAUUCAUUAAUCAGACUUUGGUCCCAAGUAUUAGAUGAGAAUAAAAUAACGAAAAUAGUAGAAGGAAUAAUAGAUAAUUAUUUUGAGAAACCUGAUCGGUAUACAAAAAGGCCUGGUGCUUCCGAAACGAAUAAGAAAGUAAAGGAUGAAAGCUCUGAGAAGUUUAUAUUUAAUGAUAACUAUGUCAAGAUUUUUGAAAAACUAUUAAACGACGAAUCGAUAUGCGUGGUAAUAGACUUUUACCUAAAUUAUUUAAUAACUAACCUUACUCAAUCUACGCAUAUCAAAAUUAGAAAGUUUUUCAAUAGAUAUUAUAAGGAAUCAGCGAUACAGAAAUCAGUUAAAUUUUGGAAGUUUUUUGUUGAAUUUGAAGGAUUGAUACAUCAUAAUAUGGUGAAUUUAAAAAAAAUCAUUAAGCAUAUACAAUAUAAUACCCAAUUGCCUAAAGCUAUUUUAGAUAGUUUCAUUGAUUUAAAUUAUGAAAUAGUAAGUGCAAAUUUGUCUGAAAUUUUUGAUAAUAAUGCUAAUACUGGAAGAAGCGAUGACACUUUAAUAAUGUACGAUAAUGAUAUAUCCGAGUCAUUAAUAGUGAAUUCGUCUGGUAGGAAACGCUUGUCGAAUAACAACUACAUAAUUCAAGAAUUAGAAGAAGCAAAACUUGCUAAAUCUCAAAAUAAAUAUGAAUCGGGUCAACCUUUGGUUAAUAGAGAAGAAGAAUUGCUAAAGAUAAUCAGAAAACAUGCAGACCAUCCGGGUAUUCUAGUGGAUCACACACCGGAAAUUUCAAACAAGAUUAUGAACGAAGGAAAUUGGGUUUCUUUGGAUAAGGAUGUUGUGGAUGUGCCUAAUUUUCCUACUUUUAAGAAUGUGGAGAAAGCUAGUUUACCGAUCGUCUUCCCGCUGAAUGAUAUAUAG